CGACGGCCGCAGGAUGUGGAAGUCGCGGACAAAGGAGCGAGUGCAUUCGUCGGCAUUAUUUGUGGACGAUUGAUUGUCGAUGGCAAUGUACGGAGCCCGAGGCUUUGAUCCACAAUCGCCAGAUACUCCCUUCCCCUUCAUCGCCCCCGAUUUCUUGCUUGCUCGCUCGCUUGCUUGCUUGCUUGCUGCCUUUCUCGCGCUGCAGCGCAGGGUCAGCUUGCGUAGCUGUAGGCACUAGAGCCUUUUGAUGUGGGCUCGUCUGGCUGACUCCGGUGACCCGAGACGAGCAGCCUCGCGCAUUGAGGGACUCAGAGAGGAGAGGGAGGUAGAGGCAGUGGACUGCGAGAGGACCACCUUUCUCAUACUAAACUGGUGGCUUUGAGGAACGAGCUUUAAGGUUGCAGAGACUAAUUUUCGCAAUUGCCGCCCUGUUUAGCAUGUAGGCGUCUAAUCCUGCGUCAUUUGAAUGCUUGAGGCUUGAGCGCGCGCGUGGUGCUUGGAUGCUUGGAUGGUGGCAUUACCUUUCUCUAGCUUAUCCGGGCAGAGUAGGGAGCGCUCGGUUGAAGACCGGGAGGCUUUGUUGCUUCUUUCGGCGGGUGAGAAUCUGAGUUCUAAGGUUUUGGAUACCAAUUCCCUUCUUCUCGGAUGCCGCUUGCGUUCGAAGAGCCAUCGCUCUCCCGAAGUGAAAGAGGUGGAAGCGAGCAGCAGGUGUUUCGAGCUACGCCGGGGCACGUGUCUGAGCUCAAAUGCGAUUGUCGGCCUGAUCGAUUUGAAUUUACGCUCCGAAUCUUGGCGCAUGGAUUUGCCAUGAACCGAGUAUGCUGUACUCUUUGUGUCGUUGAGUACAGAGCGAACUGAUUGCGUCUACGGCUGAAGGUCUCAAAUUCGCCGGGAGUACCCCCUACAGUCUUCCUGAACCUUCCUGCCGUAGGCGCCUUCCCCGGUGCAGGUGUCUAAGCUAGGAAUUCGCUAGGGAGCUCACCGGGCUAAACGAGGGAACGGCAUUGUUUUGAGGGUGCGGACUUCGAGAUACAGGAGUGUCUGGCAUGAAGACCCCGUCGUUUUACGAUGAACACAUGAAAACCUUCGAAGGAAUGCGUCAUAAGGUGAAUGUGCUCAUGACAGGAAGCUCACUGCACCGAGGCUUAGCGCAGCUGUGAGGGUCUGCUGCCUGGAAUCUACACGCUCCUAGCGUGUGCACGGGACGACAGGGGUUGCCAAUGUCGGAUUAGUAGCCUCGUGUUCGUCUGCGUACUGGAAUGAUAUAGGAUGAUUCACAAAUCACGUCUCUUAGAUCUAGGAACGGAAGAGCCGGAUGCAGAAGUCUGAAGUGCAUCUAAGGUUCCACUAGAGGGUUCCCUCAGGAAGUCAGGAUCCUUCUCCAGGCCGGAUUAUGACAACUGUCGGACUGAGCUUCAAAGGGAUGAAGGAUACUGUGUUCUUACCCUCAAACGAGUCGUCUGGUCUAGUGAAGGCCCUACUGGAACUAGACGAUUCUCCAACCGGCAGUGAUGAGGAAUUUCUAGAUUUCCAAUUCAAAAUAGCAGACGCCAAAGCUCGUGAGCGAGAGGCCUCCGAACAGCUUUCGGAUUGGAGAGCUGCUUUCGCGAAUCUUCAGUUGAGGCAGGCUCAAGAGAUCGCUGAAUUCGCACUUCAUCAGCGCAAUGAGGAUGAGCAACGGAACGCGCAGCAGACCGUGGAACUGAGCGAGUUGCGUUCAUCUCUGCAGGCGUGUGAGCUCGAGCUCGAGCGGGUUAAAGCGGAAAACGCAGGUCUGCUUCAACACAAGUCCGAGUUGGAAAAGGAUUUCGAGCAGGAGCUUAGAUACAGUGAAAACCUUCGACAGAACAUCAAUGAGCACAACCACAUGCAAGAGCGGUUGGUACAUGAAAAUCUGGAGUUAAAGAGGGCUUUGGAUGAAGCCACAGUAACGACGGGGAGGCUGAAAGAAGCUCUGGUGGAGAAAGCAUCGGAAUUGUCGGCUUGGCUUGGACUGGAUGGAAUCAACAUACAAGCGAUUCCGUCUUCAAUCUUGGACGAGAAGACUUCUUUGAAUCGGGAAGAAAAGAAAGCGUGCAACGCCCAUGGUGAGGAUAGCCAAGGAUUCGAUACAAGUGAGAAAAGUGGUGCGAUGAGGUCUCAAGACGCGAACGAACGCACUGACUCGUCCCGGGUAACCGACGAAGCCACGACUUCGGUGCAGUGCGGUGCCGCAAGCACGAGUGCUUCCUUGGAUGAUGAUUGUGCAGACAUGAAGCACGAGGUUCCCAGUGAGCGGUUGCCAUCGCCUAGAGAGACCACCGUCAGAAAUGCAAACGACUCGCAUCGGUGUAAAGGGCUCUCAGUUCGUGACCUAAUUGCCGAAGAAAGAAAGUCGUUUGAGCAUGACUCCAGUCCAGGUAAGAAAGAGCGGAUACUUACUUUGGAGCAAAAAAUCCAGGAGCUGCAGCUUGAGUUAGAUGGUCUGCAAUCCCAACAUCAUCAUUCCAAAGACGACAUCGAACUGUGGGUAUUCAAGCAAAGGUCUUGUCCGUCACCACUUACGGAGGCGGUCAAAGAUGACACGGAAUUUGAAGCCAGGCUAAGCAGUGAUUCAUCGAGCACUACUGAGAAAGCCGAAAUCACUGUCUCCGCGCAACCGGGGUCAAGUUUCAGCAACGAGGCCGGUACUAGUGCUGACCAUGCGAAGAGAAACGCUGGAGCCCUUGGAUUGGAUCACACUAUUCCGACUUCAAAUUCUCUUCCAUCCAUGGCCGAUGAUACAGCUGUCUCCCAAGGAUCCCCGUCUCGCUAUGAAGAUGGCGAAGCCUCCUGGGUAGGUUCUCGAGCUGACCUGGAGGACAAGCACAUUUGUACUAAUCCUAACCAAUUAUGGUCCCUGACCUCUGUUUCCGAACUUGUCGAGUCUAUUACCGAGGAACUCACCAAGUUACUCAGGGUAGUUAUUAAAACCCCCAGUUCGUCAUUACGGAACAGCUUCAAUGACCUGGAGAGGAGAGUGAAGGUUUGGAGUAAUAUCACCUCCAAAGCUUUGCAGUCCAAGGUGUCGAAGACCGGUGCUCUUGAGGAAUGGAAGGAGCUAGUUGUCGACUUUCUGAGUAAAUCUCGCCAGGAGCUCAUCACUCUUCACCAGCGACUUCAUGAUUGUGAGGAUGAAUUGUCUUCAGUGGACAAGUUACGUGCUGAAAGCCUCGUAGCUACCCAGACCAUCACUUUCCUGAAAGAUGAAAUUAACAAACUGGAGGCUCAAAAUUUCACUGAUCACAUCGAAAGAGAAGAGGAGGUGAAUGUGCUGAAGAAGGAUCUGGAAUACGCCCACACUCUCAUUUCUGCUGCUCAGAGGAAAUCGUCGGAGGAGCACAAGUUAGCUCUAACAUUAAAGGAUCAACUCCGGAAGGUCGAACUGGAGUUAGAACAUUCGAAGCAAGGCUGGGCAGCCGAGCAGGACUUCAUCGAUUCGUGCUUCGGAGACGAAAGUGGCGAUUUAUUCGGAGAAGACAGGUCAUUCAGCAAGAAGGAUGUGGACACUUUAGAGAAGAAAGUUGAGGAGCUCACCAGCCGGCUGGAGGAAAACGAGAGAGAGCUUGGUGAGUUAAUGGUCAUCAGUGGAAUUGAUUUUGACGCAGUCGUAUCUGCAAAGUUGAAGAGGAUGGAGCAGAGGCUAGAAGAUUCUAAAGCUUCGGAGUCCCUUGUCCGAGCAGAAAAGACAGAAUUAGCAUCACAGGUAUCCUGGCUAAAAUCCAAGCUUGCCGAGGUUGAGCACGAACUCCAUCUUGAGAAUCAGCAGCACGUGGAGAUUCUGAUUCGAUAUGAGGAGGAACAAGGUCAGCUUGAAGCGUCAUCUAGGUCCGAGCGGGAUUCUCUGAAUGCCAAAGUGACACAGCUCGAGAAACUUCUGGCAGAGAAAACCAAGCAGUUUGAGACUGGUCACCCUGGUUCACCUACUUACCAGGUCCACAGGCUGCGGGCAAAUGUACUUGCUCUUGAAACCAGCCUAGCGGCCGAACGGCAGAAGGGUAUAGACAGCGAGGCAUGCAUGGAAGCCCACCUAAUUAAGGAGAAGGACAAGAAUAACGACUUAGAGACUAAGCUCACCACAUUGCAGAGCACUGUCACAUCACUGAAAUCUGAGUUGAGUGAAGCUGAACAAAGGGAAAAGCGAGCACAAAGUCAGAUUGAGAAGCUCAUGAUAGAGUUAGGUAUUGCGAAGGAGGAGGUGCUCAAGUGUGAGGUCCGAAUGCAGAAAACUAUACGUCAAGCGAAGGAGGACGUAGAUGCUGAGAAGAGGAGGCUCGAGGAGAGCCACAACAACCAAAAGCAAAUGGAGUGGCACCUUUGCCGGCAAAUUGAACUGACAGAGGGCCUCGAGAGAGAGAAAGCCAAGAUUCGAGAAGUACUGGAGGAGUUUGAGAUUCAAAAUUUGGCCCUUGAGAAGGAAAGGGACGACCUUAGAACAGCGUACAUGCAACUGGCAAGACAGACAGCUCAAAGAGUUGGCUUCCUGUGCGGACUUUUCUUCUUUAGACCAAAUCGAAAAUUUUGAGUCGUUUGGGCUUCAUGGAUUGCCUGUCUUGGCUACAGAAGGGGCAAAGCCGACACUUACCACAUUCCUUUGCGAGCUGGAUUGAGAAAGGACGAGAUUCUAAGGAGUUGACCUCGUUCAGCUGAUAUCCGCAUCUCCUCGAAUUUUCCUGAACGUGCAAGCGUUGCAGCUGUAAGCCCCAUAACGCGUGAUCAGAUCUCUCUUUCACAGCUUGCCAGAAAAAUCCUUGCCGAUCAAGUUCCUGAUGCCUGUGUACCUCUAUCAUGGGAGAGGCAGCAGACGGAGGGUGUGACAGCAUCCCAAGUGAUACUAACGUUGACGAGCCCGCCGAGCAAGUGUAACCAGUCUCCGACGAGUCACGACUUCACUCAAAAAACUGGUGUUCGUUUGUCUAUUAGCUGCUAUAAAGACGAUGUUCCUUCAAGUAGCCAGCUCCAAGGCGUGCUGGAGUUUGGGAAAUAUUUUCUUUUGGUCUCUGGAAUGAGGAUAUUGGGAGUCUUUUGUUACG
Marchantia polymorpha subsp. ruderalis is the source of this 5051-nucleotide messenger RNA. NCBI's taxonomy places the organism in Eukaryota, Viridiplantae, Streptophyta, Marchantiopsida, Marchantiales, Marchantiaceae. The record is from the annotation of a GenBank genome assembly.